AUGGCCAAGACAUACUCCGAGGUCUGUCCACAUGCCAGCUUGCUCAUCUUAGAUUCCGCCCAAUCCAUCGGAGGAACAUGGGCCAAAGAACGCCUAUACCCUGGCCUCAAGACAAACAACAUAAUCGGCUCAUAUGAGUUUGGCGAUUUCCCCAUGACACCCGAGAGAUUUGGUGUCAAGCCGGGACAGCAUAUCCCCGGCGCUGUGGUGCAUGAGUACCUGUGUCAGUUUGCAGAGCAGUUCGGGUUGGUUCCGUGCUUGAGGCUUCAGACCAAAGUCGAGUCGGCAGAACUGCAAGAGACCGGACAGUGGCUGCUCCGAGUGCGUGGACAAGCUGAGCACGAUGAAGCCCAAUGCCUAGAGGCUGAUCGGCUAGUCGUGGCUACGGGUUUGACCUCUGAGCCAUAUAUACCUCAGUAUGCUGGAAUUGAGACUUUCAAAGGGAAUUUCCUCCAUUCACGCCAGCUGAGGGAUCGUGCAGACGACGUCGAGACAUCAAAAGAGGUCGUGGUAGUUGGGGCAAACAAGUCGGCAUGGGACGUCUGUUAUUCGGCGGCGACGGCGGGAGCCCAUGUCAAUAUGGUGAUCAGACCACAAGGCGGCGGCCCAAGCUGGGUGUGGCCUGUCAUGUUCUCUCCUUUCAAGCUUUCCAUCCAAAGAAUGGCGACCACCAGAUUAUUCACCCUGUUUGAACCCUGCAUCUGGGCCGAGGGCAGCGGGUUCAACCUCGCCCGGAGAAUCCUGCACCGUACCUGGCUUGGUCGACAAUUGGUCAAGUUGUUCUGGAAGAUCCUGUCUCACCCCGUGCUCUCAGAAAACGGAUAUCACAAGCACCCAGAGCUGAAAAAAUUGAAGCCUUGGGCAUCAAUGUUCUGGAUGGGUAAUUCCUUAGGUGUUCACAAUUACGAAACGAACUGGUUCGAAUUGGUCAAGAGGGGGGGUAUAACCGUCCAUCUCGCUGACGUAAAGUCUCUGGCGGGUGAUGAGGUCCACCUUUCCAAUGGCGACAUCAUUCAUGCCGACACUUUCGUUUGUUGCACUGGAUGGAAGGUGGCUCCGCCGAUCAAGUUCAUGCCACCGAGCGCAGCAGCUCAACUCGGACUUCCAGGACAGGAACAGGUUGGGAUCGAGUGUCUCGUUAAGCAGGCGGAUGAGGAGAUUUUCAGAUUCAUACCAGGACUUCGCAAAGGCCCUCGAAAGGUUCUGCCGGAUGGAUUACCCUCCAUCAAUGUCUCGAGGGAAACCUCGACUCACAGUCCGUAUCGAUUGUAUCGUUUCAUGGUGCCGUCGGCAAAACCUUUUCUGGACAAACGUAACAUAGCUUUUAUCGGCGCCCACCUUGCUCUCAAUGCUAUCACCGUCGCGCAAGCUCAGGCCUUAUGGAUAACGGCAUUCUUCCAGCAACAGAUUCCGAGCUUGAAUGACUCGACAAUUAAUUACCAGGAUAUCGAAUAUCAAACGAUUCUCCAAACCGAAUACUGUCGGUUGAGGCACCCAUCUUCUGGAGGAGGUGCAGGAGAAAAAUGUCCAGAUCUCGUCUUCGAUGGCCUGCUGUACACAGACUUACUGCUCCGAGAUAUCGGCAUAGUGAACUUCCGAAAGAGUAGUAUAUGGGAGGAGUUGUUUGAUCGGUAUUUGCCUAAAGACUAUACUGGAAUGACAAAGGUAUUGAUUGAUCGAACGAGGGCUGACCAGCAAAAUCCCUUGAAGGACCCCAGAUGA
Messenger RNA from Fonsecaea pedrosoi CBS 271.37, 1722 nucleotides. RefSeq lists its product as uncharacterized. Gene Ontology annotation, molecular function: NADP binding; flavin adenine dinucleotide binding; N,N-dimethylaniline monooxygenase activity. The coding region runs from base 1 to 1722 and encodes 573 amino acids. Lineage: Eukaryota; Fungi; Ascomycota; Eurotiomycetes; Chaetothyriales; Herpotrichiellaceae. The transcript has a single exon. The record is from RefSeq and is a predicted model, not a curated record.